Suillus bovinus is the source of this 382-nucleotide messenger RNA. RefSeq lists its product as uncharacterized. The record is from RefSeq and is a predicted model, not a curated record. The coding region runs from base 24 to 287 and encodes 87 amino acids. NCBI's taxonomy places the organism in Eukaryota, Fungi, Basidiomycota, Agaricomycetes, Boletales, Suillaceae. The transcript is spliced from 5 exons.
GUCACGGGACGGCAUGGGUAGUAAUGUUUAUCUACGAAUUACUCAUCUUUGUCCUCACAGUCUUCAGGACUUGGAUAAAUAGGGGAUUACCGCGGUUCUUCCCAAUAUCCAGAAGAGAUAUCCUUGAUGUCAUAUUCUACGAUGGUGUGAUGUACUUCGCAGGGAUGGCAUUGGUCAAUUUACCCAACAUUCUGACAUACUUUUGUGGUCCAGAAAUCAUCAGAGGCAGCCUGAGCGCGUUUACUACUUGGUGGGUGGUUGAUGCGAUAGACACUGAACAAUCCUGAGCCUGAGUAUGACCCUCAGCAUGUCUGUCACUCUGAUCUCUCGCAUGAUGCUUAACCUGCACGCAUGUAUUGACACUGGCAUUUUAUCUACCCCU